UGAAUAAUAAGGGCUGAGGGUCAUUUCCCUUCUGUCACAGAGCAAAGUCGCCCCCAGGUUGCUGUAACGGUUCUCCGCACCAGGCUCCUCCCGAGCUCCCCAUAGGCCACCCAGUCGGGGCCGCCCCUGGGCCCGUGCCAACCGGUACCUAGUGACCUCUGACCCCUGGCGUGAUUCUGGGCCCUGGUGAGGGCCAGUCCCCGGCCAUGGAGCUAGGCAGCUGCUUUAAGACCUACGAGGACUUCAAGGAGUGUUUCAGCGCCUACAAAAAGGAGACCAGGUGCUCCUUCAUUGUCAGGGACUGCGUCUCCGUCCGCUUCCAUAACCUCAACCACGGCACCUCCUUCCGCGAGGAUAUCCUAUAUGUGCAGGUGAAAUUUGUCUGUAUUCGGACGCAGUCAAACAGGAAGAGAACACGGAAAGUGGACAGGUGCCCAGCAUACCUGCUCCUGCAGUACAACGAGAGGCUAGAUAGACUGUUUAUCAGUGAACUGAAUAUGCAGCACAUCCAUGCUGAUUUUAACCCUGCUGCUGGAGGGGUCCCUGCUAGCCAACCUCAGGAGGCAGUAUGUCUGCCCAAACUCCAGCCGGUGCAGCUCAGCAUCAAGAAAGACCUUGAGACAGCAGAGAAGCUCCCAGUAGAACCAUCUUUUUGCCUAGAUAAGGUGCAUGAGCCCUCAAAUCCAGAGCAGGAGGGCAUCAGUCCUUCUGAUCUGGCCAAGAUAGCAAAAGUGAUGAAGAACUUUCUCACGGUAGACGAGGGCUCAAUGGCCUCCUUCAGUGUGGGGACCAGCCAGGACCUGGACCGGCUCAGCUUCCAGAGCAGCAAGAUGAGUGACUUGUUCACCCGCUUCCCAGAGAAUCUCUUGCUGCACCGAGUGGAAAACAGCCAGGGCCAUAUUCUGUAUGCUUUCUUGGUGGAGAACAAGGAGCGAGAGAGUCGCGUGGUACACUUUGCUGUGCUCAAGGCUGAGACGGCCUCCUCUGUGGCCAAGAUGCUCAGUAUUUUUACAGAAUUCAACUGUGAUUGGCCCAAGGUCAAGGUAGUCUUUGUGGACCCUUCAUUCCCUCACCGAGCUGUUCUUCAGGAGAUCUUCCCUGCUGCCCGCAUCCUCCUUUCUAUCUACCACACCACGCGUCUCUUAGAGAAGAAGUUACAUCAGAGUUCAGCAAAUGCAUCCUUUAAAAGGCUCAUGAAGGAAGCCCUGCGGGAGGCUGUGUUUGUCUCUUCUGGUGCAAGCCUGCAAAACCUCUGUCAGAUGUCCCAAGCCCUCCUGGAUGAGGAGCUCUUCAGGUUCCUCCAGGCCCAUUGGUUCUCCUGUGAACUGCUGUGGUACAUGCAUGUGAGGAAGGGCCUGCAUGCGUGUAACACCUAUAUGGACAGCCUGGAUAUCGUCACCAGCAAGGUGUCAAGCCUCUUUCGGGAGCAGCGGUCUCUACUGGACUGCAUCCUCCACUUUGUGGAUUACAUAGACUUCUUUAAUACCAAAGGUCUUAAAAGCUUGAACACAAAUUCUCCCAAGUUAAAGAGAACUCCCAAGCUCCCAAGCACACCACCAAGGCCCAAGAAGCCUUUUAGAAUUUGUGGAGGGAAUGUCACCAGGCUCCCUGUGGAAGAGACAAAGCCAGACUCACAGCAGUCUGAAUUGCUACAGCCCCAGGAUCAGUCCUCCAAGGGUGGCAUGCUAGAUAUCUUGCACCAGAGUGGCUCUGAACUAGCCUACAAGUUGUGCCAUAAUGAGUGGGACGUGGUGCAGAAUUCCACCCACCUGGUGGACAUGGCAGGUUCCUCAGUAGCUGUUCAGCUGCUAGAGGACUCACACCAGGUGAGCAAAGAUGGCUGCAGCUGCAGCUGUUCCUUCCAACAGUGCUACCACCUGCCAUGUCGGCACAUUUUGGCCCUGCUGCACACCAGCCAGCAGCCGGUAAGGGAAGCCAUGGUGUGCUGCCGGUGGCAGAAGAAAUACCAACACCUCCUUGGCCCCGAUGGGGAGCUGCGAGACCAAGGCGUAACUCCAAACACAGAUCAACCCGAAAAGCAAAGUCAGAACCAUCUGAGUCGGGACCUGAGCCGGGAGCUAGCGAACCUGUUGAUGCAGACUGAGGGGCCAGAGCUGGAAGAGCGCUGUGCCACCCUGCGCAAGAUCGUGGACAUCUGGGCUGACCCCUAUCAGCUCCCUGAGUCCAGUCAGCAGCCAGUUGACUUCAGAGAUGUGGGCUGCCUUCCUUUCCUCUGGGGAAAGCUAGAGGAAGGAGACAAUCUCCCUCUCGCUGAAGCCAUGGUUGAUGACUGAAGUGUUUGUCCUGGUGCACUGCGUCUCACAACCUUGGAAGUUUGAGAGUUCUAAGUGGGUGGGUCAUGCUGUCUGUCAGUAUUUUAAUGUGUCUUCCUAGGUAAGGGCUAAGAACAUCUUAAAACUGGGGAAGAGGGACUCCACUGUGACAGUCCUUUGAGCCUGCCCUUCAGCCCUACCUUUGGCGUUCUGUAGACACCUCAUUCUUUGUUCAAAGCCAAAGUUAUUCCAUACUGAAAGGUCAUGCCCCUUUCUCCCCAGCCCCAGAGGUCAGAUUACAUUGACACUACAGAGAUGAACCCUUGUCCAGGAUAGGAUAAACCAAAAUGGGCCUGCAAAGAAGCUUUGUUUUUGGAGACAGAGGGGAGGAGCGUGGCCCUUGACUGUCGCUGCUCUUUAGAAAAUACCUGUUAUGUAUUUUUAUUCACACUAAUAAAGUUGUUUUU
Molecule: messenger RNA, 2740 nt
Organism: Psammomys obesus (fat sand rat)
Lineage: Eukaryota; Metazoa; Chordata; Mammalia; Rodentia; Muridae
Gene: Zswim3
Product: zinc finger SWIM-type containing 3
Exons: 2
Coding region: 207-2294 (695 amino acids)
Molecular function (GO): zinc ion binding
Source: RefSeq, a predicted model, not a curated record